This is a messenger RNA of Paramecium tetraurelia, 1068 nucleotides long. RefSeq lists its product as uncharacterized. The transcript has 2 exons. NCBI's taxonomy places the organism in Eukaryota, Ciliophora, Oligohymenophorea, Peniculida, Parameciidae. The record is from RefSeq and is a predicted model, not a curated record.
AUGGAUCAAUACUAAAAUGCAUUUUAGAUGUUAGGGCAAAAUAUGUUUUCGAAAGCUCCACCUAGUGGUUAUGCUCCUGGAUAUCACCCGAUGAUUUAAGCCAAUUCAAAUAAACAGAAUUAAUGCAAUUUUAGGAGUAGACAGUAUUAAAAAAUGCUUAAAAAGGUUAGUGAUUAUAAUACGAGAAUGAAAGGGAAGGAAGAUUAUAUUUAUGAAUUAGAAUAACAAUCUAUGCAAUUGCAAAGGGAUCUGGUUUAAAAGGAUAAAUACAGGAAUGAACAUAAUCAAAUCCAUUACAAAAAUUAUUAACCAACUUUUAAUGUUUAAAACACCCUCCCUAUGGAGUCAUUGUAGACUGAUCUUUAAUCAGUGUAGAAUCAAAAUCCGAAUACGUAAAUAUUACCUGGAGAUAAUCCAGAAGUAUAACCUUAAUAAGUGCAAAGGAGAACUUCAGUUCAAUUAAAUUAGACAAGACCACAAUCAUUUGCAAUUCAAGGAAACUAGAAAUUGAUAAAUAUGUAGAAGCAAAUGGAGGAAUAGAAUCAAUAUAUUUAGUAAUUGUCUGCUUUGGUGGCAAAGAAGAAACCAGCUAUUGAUUCAGAAAAGGAUGAUAGUUUGACAUAAUUAUUGAAUGAGAGGGAUGACUUGUAAAAAUAACAUAUUUUGAAUGAAAUUAAGUAAUUGAAAUAGAGAGUAGAUGAAUUUGAUCUCCCCAGAUAAUAAAUGAUACCAUAAUAAUUUUAGCAGCAUGGAUUUAUGCCUUAAUAGUAACAAAUGCAGUAAUAAGGGAUGAUGCAAUUUCAGAAUCCUUAUGGGAUGUAUCCAUAGAUGUACCCUCCAAAUAUCUAAUAACAAUAAUAGUAAAGUGAUGAACUUGAUGAUAAUGAUUUGAACAAUGAAAUUUUGAUGAAGUUGCUUGAUCAAUAGAAUAGAUAAAAAAAGAGAGGAUCGAGAAAUGGCUAGAAGAGUCAUGAUUAUAACCAUAGAAAUUCGAGUAGGGAUAGGAGACAUACACAAAAGAGAAAAUAAUAAGAUGAUGAUCAAGAUCAAGAUGGAGAUAGUAAUUGA